AUAACACUUCAACCCUGGAUUAUCAUUCAUAAAUUUUACACUGGCUGUGCUCAUCUUCGUUGCAGCCGGACGAGUUUGUGAUCGAAUUUUCAGGUGAUAAAGUUACGGUAAAGUGCUGGUUUGGGUUUGCUCGAGGUAAACGAUGGGUCUCUCGCAUAGUAUUUCCGUCCCCGGUGGCGGUACUGAGGGUUACCAUGUCCUGCGGGUGCAAGAUCACUCCCCCGGCCAGAAGGCUGGAUUGGAAGCGUUCUUUGAUUUUGUCCUGGCGAUUGGGAACACUCGGCUGGAUCAAGACAACGAUACGCUGAAGGAGCUGCUGAAAGCAAACAUUGACAAGGAGAUCCAGAUGACUAUCUUUAGCAGCAAAACGCAAAACAUCCGGGUUGUCAAUAUAACGCCGAGUACAACAUGGGGAGGUCAAGGACUGCUUGGCGUUAGCAUUCGGUUCUGUUCGUUCGAAGGUGCUAAUGAGAAUGUUUGGCACAUUCUGGAGGUGCAUCCAUCAUCACCGGCAGAAGAAGCUGGUUUGAUCCCAUUCACGGAUUACAUUAUCGGGGCAGAUUCAAUUUUGCACGAAAGCGAAGAUUUAUUCACACUGAUCGAGUCCCACAAGGGAAGGCCCCUGAAGAUGUACGUAUACAACAUCGAUAAGGACGCCUGCAGGGAGGUAACCAUCACUCCCAACAAUAAAUGGGGUGGUGAGGGAAGCUUGGGUUGUGGAAUCGGUUACGGCUAUUUGCAUCGAAUACCGAUUAGGGUAUUGCCAGCGGAUGCUAAGUUGGCUCCCCCUACGGGAACGGCGCUUAGUCAGAGCAUGAGCCCGGUACCAACAUCGGUCGCCUCGGCAACAGAUCCUAACGCGGCUAAUCGAGCCAUUCCUUUCAUCCCGAUGGUUCCCCCGCUUGCAAAUACAUUUGCUUCAACGGCCGGAACGGUUCAUACAGAUUUGCUGACGGUUUCACAGACUGUAACAACGGAUAGCACUACCACGGCGUCUCUGGCGAACCAAUUUUCCAACAUGAGCACAGUAGACCAGACCAACAACAAUCCUACCCAGUUUGUCAGUGUCAAUAACAAUGUAAUGCCGCCGGCGUCGGUGACUUCCCCUCCGAUUAGCAUUACCGAGGCUUAUUAUACGCCACCUGCUGGCACUUUGUCAUCUUCUGGUACUAACGUUGCACCUUCCUUCGGUACGGAUGUCGUUGCUGCCAUGUCAUCUGCAACGGCUACAAUUCCUAUGUACUCGCCACCCGCACAGCAGCAGAUACCUUUUUCGAUGGCCAACACUCAGCAACAGCAAACUCUGGUCGAUUUGUCUUAUGGUCCGACAAGCACCGUUUCAUCAACCACAACUCUGCCAACGAUUAAUCCGAGCGUCUUCACACCCAAUGUCCCACCACCGUCAACCUUGGCGAGUGACUUCUACCAAACCUAUGGAAAUGCUCCUGCGAUUUCGGCUGCUGCUACUUCUCUAGCCAGCGCUUUCCAACCGUCAAGCUUAUCAUACCCGACCGGCGCCCAGCCGCAGUACCAAUCGCAAACGUACGCCGCCGGCCAGGCACCAGCUCCGAUUCAGAUGUAUUCAACGUUUCCCCAGCAUCAACCGUCGCAUGGAAACGCCACAACAAUAGAUCUGACCCAGCAGCCGCCACUGUUCCAACCGAGCGCCGUCACAACGCCCAUUUCCCUCCCCGGAAUGCCUCCGAUCACGGUCAAUGCGACGAUCCCACCGGAAGCACUGCGAGGUCUGCAGUUUGGAAGCGGAACGGCAGCACCGGCUUCGACAACUACCCAAUAGACCUUUUAGUGUUAGGCACGUACUACGGUGACGAUGCGAUGGCUACAAAAUCGAAGGUAUUCGUUAUAAUUGUACAUAUAUUAUCACUUGCAAGCUUCUACGAGUUUUGUUCAACUUCUGACUUGUUCUUGCGAUGACGGAGGUAAGUACCUAAAAUAUUUGCUGACCUGUUGUUUGAGAUGUUUAUGUAAUUUACCUAAAACAGUAAGAGAAAGGUAAUUGGAGAACCAAUUAUGGAAACGAUUGAAUGUCACUAUUUUUUUCGAAGCUUUUUUUAAAAUAUAUUUUUUUAUUUAGUGCAAUUAGUUCUACGAAAUAUCCUGGGGAUUUUUGCUGAUGCUAGUAGACUAUUAUUAUGGUCACGAGAUGAUGAGCUAUAAAUUAUUGAUACCAUAACAAGUGGAUUAAGUUAUUGAUAGAAUGAGCAACAGGCAUUUUUUUUUGUUUUCUAUGCUAUCUAGAAUAAAACGGCAUCAUAAUAAAGAGUCCUGAGAUAAUGUA
Molecule: messenger RNA, 2299 nt
Organism: Armigeres subalbatus
Lineage: Eukaryota; Metazoa; Arthropoda; Insecta; Diptera; Culicidae
Gene: Grasp65
Product: Golgi reassembly-stacking protein 2
Exons: 4
Coding region: 143-1798 (551 amino acids)
Biological process (GO): Golgi organization
Cellular component (GO): Golgi apparatus
Molecular function (GO): protein binding
Source: RefSeq, a predicted model, not a curated record